Messenger RNA from Piliocolobus tephrosceles (Ugandan red Colobus), 1545 nucleotides. Its product is annotated as translation initiation factor IF-2, mitochondrial-like. The coding region runs from base 922 to 1527 and encodes 201 amino acids. Gene Ontology annotation, molecular function: translation initiation factor activity. The transcript is spliced from 3 exons. The record is from RefSeq and is a predicted model, not a curated record. Gene Ontology annotation, biological process: translational initiation. Gene Ontology annotation, cellular component: cytoplasm. NCBI's taxonomy places the organism in Eukaryota, Metazoa, Chordata, Mammalia, Primates, Cercopithecidae.
UGGUCUCGAACUCCCAAGUGCCAGUUUCAGCUUCCCAAAGUGCUGGGAUUAUAGGCAUGAGCCACUGUGCCCUGCCCUUGUCUGUUGUUUUAUAUUUGGUAACAACUGUGAGCAAUCUCUUAGCUGAUAUGAGGAGUGGAAAAAUACCUUGCCUAUCAGUUCCAGUUCCAUCACCAGUUAAUCGGCUGUGUGAUCUUGGAGCCCUAGACAGCAUAGUAAACAGAGACCAUGAAAGGUAAAAGAAUCACCCACUCCAGCUUCUUCAUUUUAUGGUUGAGGUAAGGAGAUCCAGGGAGGUGAGGUGAUUUUUUUUUUAAAGGGUGCACAGCUGGGUGGUUAUAAAGCACAGCUUAGAGCCUGGAUCUCUAGUUAGCGCUUUUUCUCCUCAUUUAUUUAUUUUCUCAUCAUUUAUUUAAUAAGGGUAAGUAAUGCUUGAUUUACUUUAUAGGAUUCUUGAGUUGAUCAAAUGAAAUAAUAGAUGUGAAAUCUCGUUCAGUUGGGUAGAACUUAAAAAAAGAAAGCAAGAGGAAGGAAACAGAAUUGUAGGGACAGACAGAGGAGAAAGAAAAGAAUGAAGCAUUGCAUGUGUUUAUGAAAGGGAUAGUAACAAGUACCACCAGUGGCCAUACUUUAAAAAAAAAUAGCCACUUAUUCCUUGUAAGAUCUGUCCAUGGCUCAGGUUUUCUUGCUGAUCCCUCCCUCUCUUCCAUUCUUCCCAUUCUCUUUUUUCUUAGUUUCUUUUCCCCUCCCUCCCUUCCUUUCUUUGUUAAAUUGAGUAAUCAUGCUUUUAAUGAUUAAAGAGAAAAUUAUAAUAUAUCUUGCAAGGAUUAUGUGACUUUCUUUCCUUGGUAUUUAUAUUUACUGAUAAUAUUUAUUAAUGUGUAUUAACAACCUUUGUUAUUGUUAAAGGGCAAUAAUCUGAUGGCUUUGGCAGAAGCAACAAUUGCUCUUGCAGAAAUGUUAGAAUUGAAAGCAGAUCCCAAUGGUCCAGUGGAAGGAACAGUAAUAGAGUCUUUCACAGACAAAGGAAGAGGUCCUGUUACUACAGCUAUAAUUCAAAGAGGAACUUUAAGAAAAGGCUGUGUUCUGGUUGCUGGAAAUUGUUGGGCAAAAGUACGCUUAAUGUUUGAUGAAAAUGGAAAAACAAUCCAUGAGGCCCAUCCCAGCAUGCCAGUGGGAAUUACAGGCUGGAGAGACCUUCCUUCUGCAGGAGAAGAAAUUCUUGAAGUAGAAUCUGAGCCAAGGGCACGUGAAGUUGUUGACUGGAGGAAGUAUGAACAAGAACAGGAGAAAGGUAAAGAGGAUCUGAAAAUAAUAGAAGAAAAGCGAAAGGAACACCAAGAAGCAUAUCGGAAAGCCCGUGAGAAGUAUAGCAAUCUGCAGUGGAAGAAGAGGUCAUAUCUACAGUAUUUAGAAAGAAAAGAACAAACAUCCUUAAAGCCAAAAGAGAAAAUGGAAAGAGAUUCAAAUGUACUUCCUGUGAUUAUUAAAGGUAUCUUUUUAAAGAUUUUACAUUACAUUCUUUGAAUAUAUAUAUAUAUAUAU